AUGCAAAGAUCCGGCUAUGGCCCCGAUGGAAUAUACAGGUCCCCAAGACCUUCCCUGGAGCUCCCUCAAACCCCAAAUCUCUCCCUCGUCUCAUUCCUCUUCACAAACGUCUCCUCUUUCCCCAACAGAACCGCCCUUAUCGAUGCCGACUCUUCCCAAACCCUAUCCUUCUCUCAACUCAAAACACAAGUUGCUAAACUCGCACACGCUUUCCUCCACCUCGGCAUAAACAAAAACGACGUCGUCUUCCUUCUCUCCCCCCAACAACAUCCAAUUCCCUAUAUGCUUCCUCGCCGCCACCUCCAUCGGAGCAAUCGUCACCACCGCGAAUCCUCUUUACACCGCCGCGGAACUUUCCAAACAAUUCAAUGA
Molecule: messenger RNA, 372 nt
Organism: Lathyrus sativus (Indian pea)
Lineage: Eukaryota; Viridiplantae; Streptophyta; Magnoliopsida; Fabales; Fabaceae
Source: the annotation of a GenBank genome assembly